GACUUAUUUAUUCAACGGUGUGUUACUGUUCAGUAUGUAAAAAGCUGUAAAAUACUCAGAGAAUUAACAACCAGAAACCAUGAGAAGUGUGCUGUUUUGGUGUGGUAUUCAUGUGGUUGUCACUUCGCUUCUCUUUGUCACAGUAAACACCGAAAACAUCAAGAAAAUAUUCCAAAUAAGUGCUCAAGAAGAAGCUCUCGUUGGUCAUGUGAUCCAGUCUGCUGAAACCUCCAGUGACAUCGAUUGUUUUAUGGAUUGUUCCAGAGAACAGCGUUGUUUGUCAUUUAACUAUAAAAGUAACAGAGGUGAUGGGAUACCUGUGUGUGAGCUAAACAACCAGACACGGCAGUCUAGGCCCGACUCUGUUGUACCAAUGCACGGCUACUACUACUAUGGUCCAGAGUCUUCCUGUACGUCUGAUUUGUGUUUGAAUGGAGGAACAUGUCGGCCAGUUAUUGAUGAUCCACACCAAAGAUACCAGUGUCAAUGUUUACCGGACUUUACUGGACAACGUUGUCAAGACUACAUAGCAGACUUCGAUAUCGACUUUCCCAGACAAAGUGCAUCUGAUUAUGUUUUGUUGGCCAAAAUGCCGCAUCAACUGACAAGUUUCACAGUCAGUCUGUUCGUCAAUCUCACUAAAGAUGUUGAUCACUCGUUCGUUUCAUACGCAACCCAAACUCACCAGAACGCUAUGUUUGUGCACCAGCGAAACUCGAAACUUGGACUGUGGGUUAAUAACAUUGAAAGACAGUUCAGUCCUUACAAGAUCGAUGCUGACGGAGCCUGGCACCACCUAGCCAUGACAUGGACAAACGUCCGAGGACAAAUUACAGUCUACAUUGAUGGCAUCCCUAAAGUAACGGUACUCAAUGUAGCAACAAACAACGUAAUCCAAGCUAACGGUAUAGUUGCCAUUGGUAACGAUCAGGAUUCAUACGGCGGUGGUUUUGUAGCUAAAGAUGCUCUUUGUGGCUCAAUCUCCCGUGUUAAUAUCUGGAACACGGUGUUACCACGUGAUGUCAUCACAUCGUUMGCUGGUAAAUGUGGGAAUGAAGCUGGUACGGCUGUUGCUUGGAAAGAUUUCAAGAAAGGUGUAGCUGGGAUGUCGUAUCACGGUGAAACAAAAUCCAUUGUACCUUCAGCAUGUAAAUACCCGUGAUAUCAAUUGGUGUUGAUGCUCAGAGCCUUACAUUAUUGCAUGCAAAAUCGAUUAGGAUGACUCUGAAUUAUAUUUCUAAUGCUAAUAUUUUAAACUUGAUAUUUCAAUAUUGGCUACUCAAGUUCAUAAAAGUACUACCAUGGGUUUAAAACUACGGUAUUAGGUAAUUAAUAUAGAUUAGUUUUCACACAGGGGUGGAAAAACACACCAAAUAUUGGUACAUCUCRUUCAUAAGAUCGUUUGGAAGACAUUUUUAACUUAUAGAAAUGAAAUAUAUGCUCAU
Actinia tenebrosa (Australian red waratah sea anemone) is the source of this 1445-nucleotide messenger RNA. RefSeq names its product C-reactive protein-like. Lineage: Eukaryota; Metazoa; Cnidaria; Anthozoa; Actiniaria; Actiniidae. The record is from RefSeq and is a predicted model, not a curated record.